CAGAAUCAGCAUAUAACCAGGCUUAGGGUUUAGCUCUUGCACCACCUGAAUUACCCUAGCUAGUCCUCAGCUAAGCGAGGCCGUGGUCGUCCUUCUGAAAACAAAUCUCCUUCCCUUCCUUCCUCCUCUGCAACACUCUAAAAACCCAUUUACCCUCCUCUGCUUCGGUGCUGGCUUGCAGCUACUGUUGAGACUUGAGAGACAGGGAGGGAUCGGACAUGAGGCUAUUUACUCACAACAUGCUGUCCUCCAAUAUCAAGGGAGUUUCCAACGGCUUCCCUUUACGAAUCGAGGUAGAGCAAGUGCUCGAAAAGCAAGUGGACUUCAAUCCCGAUUUCGUCAAAAACUUGUUCCCUAAGCUCGAGUGGAAAGCCCUUGUCGACGGCGCACGAACCUUGGGCUACGCUGAGCUUCCCGAGGAGGCCGAUUCAUCGAUGCUUGAGUCUGAGGAAUUCUUAAGGAAGGUUCACCACGCUCUUUUGGAGCUUCACCUCGAAGAGGGGGCUUUGACUUGUCCUGAGACAGGAAGAAAGUUUCCGGUUACUAAAGGGAUACCCAAUAUGCUUCUUCAUGAAGAUGAGGUUUGAGAUGUUUGUUGUUUCUUCAGAUUAGGGUUCUUGUUUUGGGGGGAUUGAGGGUUUUGGGGUUUUCUUUAGAUACUGUCAUUUUGGGUUAUGAAGAUUUGUGGAAAGAAAAUAUUGCAAUUGCCUCAA
Molecule: messenger RNA, 713 nt
Organism: Populus trichocarpa (black cottonwood)
Lineage: Eukaryota; Viridiplantae; Streptophyta; Magnoliopsida; Malpighiales; Salicaceae
Product: multifunctional methyltransferase subunit TRM112 homolog A
Exons: 1
Coding region: 219-587 (122 amino acids)
Biological process (GO): tRNA methylation; peptidyl-glutamine methylation; rRNA (guanine-N7)-methylation
Molecular function (GO): protein heterodimerization activity
Source: RefSeq, a predicted model, not a curated record